This is a messenger RNA of Brachypodium distachyon (stiff brome), 2703 nucleotides long. Its product is annotated as phospholipase A-2-activating protein. The transcript has 22 exons. Gene Ontology annotation, biological process: proteasome-mediated ubiquitin-dependent protein catabolic process; ubiquitin recycling. The coding region runs from base 115 to 2379 and encodes 754 amino acids. The record is from RefSeq and is a predicted model, not a curated record. Lineage: Eukaryota; Viridiplantae; Streptophyta; Magnoliopsida; Poales; Poaceae. Gene Ontology annotation, molecular function: ubiquitin binding. Gene Ontology annotation, cellular component: nucleus; cytoplasm.
GCUUCGCAGUUGGCAUCGUGUCAGUCUCGACUCGCCGGCUCGUCUUGCCCCGUCGACUCCCUCCGCCCAAUCUCCCUCUCGCCGACGCACGACGCCGGCGGGCGCCAGCCAGCCAUGGCAGAAUACAACCUCAGCGCGCAGCUCACCGGCCACGAGGACGACGUUCGUGGCAUCUGUAUCUGUGGUGAUGCUGGGGUUGCCACGUCAUCAAGAGACAAGACAGUGAGAUUCUGGACACAGCACCCUGAAAAGAAGCAUGAAUAUGUUCUUGCUAAGACACUCGUGGGCCAUUCAAGUUUCGUGGGCCCAUUGGCUUGGGUCCCCUGUUCUGACCGCUUUCCUGAAGGAGCUAUUGUUUCUGGUGGAAUGGAUACAAUGGUGUUGCUAUGGGAUUUGCGUACAGGAGAAGUUGCCGGGACAAUGAAGGGGCACAGUUCGCAAGUGACUGGCCUUGCUAUAGAUAACAAUGGUGACAUUAUCUCUUCCUCCAUGGAUUGUACUUUAAGACGGUGGAGAGAUGGCAAUGCUGUAGAGGUUUGGGAAGCUCAUAAAGUUGCAGUGCAAACUGUUCUGAAGCUGCCCUCGGGAGAACUAUUUACAGGUUCGAGUGAUUCCACUAUUAAACUUUGGAAAGGAAGGACCUGUCUACAUACAUUCUCUGGACAUGCAGAUACUGUCCGAUGUUUAGCAGAGAUGCCCGGGAUGGGUAUACUUUCUGCGUCACACGAUGGAACUAUCAAAUUAUGGGCAUUAACUGGCCAACCCCUGUUGGAGAUGAUUGGUCACACUUCUCUUGUAUAUUCUGUGGAUGCACAUUCAUCUGGUCUAAUUGCCAGUGGCAGUGAAGAUCGGUCAGUCAAGAUAUGGAAAGAUGGCAUCUGUGUUCAAAGCAUUGAACAUCCAGGAUGCAUAUGGGAUGCUAAAUUCUUGGGUAAUGGAGAUGUUGUAACUGCGUGUUCUGAUGGAAUUGUGAGGAUAUGGACAACCGACAGCAAUAGGUUCUGCAGUGAUGAGGAACUUGCAGCUUAUACCGAUAUUAUUUCUCAGUUCACACUAAGCAGAAAGACUGUUGGUGGAUUGAAGUUGAUGGACUUGCCAGGAAUUGAAGCGCUGCAAGUUCCAGGAAACUCUGAUGGGCAGACACUAAUUAUUAGAGAAGGGGAUAAUGGUGUUGCUUAUUCAUGGAAUGCGAAAGAGCUAAAUUGGGAUAAAAUUGGUGAAGUGGUCGAUGGACCUGGGGAUGCUGCUCAAGGUCAGGUUCUUGAUGGUGCUCGCUAUGAUUUCGUUUUUAAUGUUGACAUUGGCGAUGGAGAACCAAUUCGGAAACUACCGUAUAAUCGAUCAGAUGAUCCGUAUGCAGUUGCAGACAAAUGGCUCCUGAAAGAAAAUCUUCCUUUGACAUAUCGCCAACAAGUGGUAGAAUUCAUACUGCAGAAUUCUGGCCAGAACAAUUUUGUCCCCGACCCAUCUUUCCGUGAUCCCUAUACUGGUGGUAAUGCAUAUGUACCUGGGCAACCGUCUUCGUCAAAUGGUAGUGCCCCAAAACAAACUUUCAAGCACAUACCAAAGAGCGGGAUGCUAUUAUUUGAGACGGCUCAGUUCGAAGGAAUCCUAAAGAAACUUACAGAGUUCAAUGCAACACUUUCAUCUGACUUGGAACAAAAACAUUUAUCUUUAUCCGAGGCUGAGUUUUCAAGAUUUGCUGCUAUAGUGAAAGUAUUGAAAGAUACAUCAUUUUAUCACACAAGCAAACUUGCAGAUGCUGACAUGGCUUUGUUGCUGAAAAUAUUGAAAUCUUGGCCUUCGCAGAUGAUGUUUCCAGUUAUUGAUUUUUUGAGGAUGUUGGUGUUGCAUCCUGACGGAGCUACUUUACUUCUGAAGACCAUCGAGAGUGGAAAUGAUGUACCCGUGGAGACUUUUCGUAAAGCUCUGGCUCUACCUGUGCAUCCACCGAAUGUGCUUACAAUCCUCAAAGCAAUUACCAACUUAUUCGACAAGUCAUGCUUACACCCAUGGUUGAGAACACAUUGUGCCGAGAUUAUUGAUUCCGUCUCAAGCUGCAAGCCAUCUUUUAGCAAGAAUGCACACUUGGCAUAUGCCACUCUUUUACUCAACUAUUCUGUUCUUUCAAUUGAAUCUAAGGAUGAGCAAAGUCAGGCACAAAUUCUCUCUGCUGCCCUUGAAAUUGCUGAAGACGAUACCCAAGAUUUUGACUCAAAAUACAGGGCCCUCGUCGCGAUCGGCUCUCUGAUGUUAAACGGCCUCGUGAAGUCCAUCGCCCUCGACCUUGACGUGAAGAGCGUCGCGAGCAGCGCAAAGGCAUCCAUGGACUCGAAGAUCGCGGAAGUCGGGGCUGAUAUCGAGCUGCUGCUACGAUGAGAAAGUGACGCCACCGGACAGUCGGAAAGAUAAAACAGCCUCUCCCUUACUGGAGGGGUCAUUGUUCUGGGUGAUGCUUAUCAUCACUCGUCAUGGAGCAGUGCUUGGCGCAGCUAGGCGGUCUGGUAGUAGUCCUAGUAGUUCACCACACAGGCGCUCCAGUCCGGGGAGCUAGCACCAUAGCGCUUUUGCGAGAAUUUAGCAGAGUUUGCGCCUUGUAAAAUCAGUAUGGCCCUGAUAUUGUUAUGCGCUGGCGACUGAAUAUGUUCCCAUGUUUAAUGCACUGCAUAUUUAAUAUCAAUUCUUUCACCAACAUGCUUAAAA